Symbiodinium sp. CCMP2592 is the source of this 6453-nucleotide messenger RNA. NCBI's taxonomy places the organism in Eukaryota, Dinophyceae, Suessiales, Symbiodiniaceae. The record is from the annotation of a GenBank genome assembly.
AUGCUUGGAUUCAUGAUGGAAUUGCUUCGUCAGCAGAGAGAGAUGAUGGCAAUGAACCAGCAGCUCGUUGCGACGAUGCUCCGGAGAAUGGAUCUGGAGGAAGAGAGAAGGAACAAAGCGGAAGAGAAAGUUCUUGAGGCAGCUGAAGCGGCCAAGCAGGCAGCAGAGGCAGCUAAGACUCGGGACCCCUUCCAGCCGAGCACUGCUCCCGCGAGCAGUUCUGCCGCUAGUUCGGCAGCUCCGGCAGUUCCGUCUCCCUCCGGGUACUCUGGUGCUGGAGGCCGUGCAGAGAAGUAUCUGCCGAACCUUCCGGUGAUAGACCAUCAAGGCAUGGGGAAAGGGCGCAUGAAGGAGGUAGAGACUUGGCACUCCUUUAUGGAGACGCUGAGUUCCUGGCUUGCCCUGCAGGAAGAAGCGUUUGUUCGGGAACUGCAGCUUUGUAUCCCUGUGAAGAAGGAGAUUGUGCAAGCUGACUUGAAUCCCGAGACUGCCGCACGUAGCUCCAAGCUGUUCUACUACUUGACGCAGUCCCUCGCCAAGUGGGAGCGGGGAAGCGAGCUCUUGAGGUCCUGCUCGAAGAGGCAGGGGCAGAGCGCCUGCGGCUACGAGGUGAUUAGAACGAUUACCUCUCAGUACUCCAUCGUGUCGCGGAUGGAAGCUGUCUUCGUGAGAGAACAGGCUUUGAAGUUGUACCAGCACGUUGGGCAUUUGAAGAGGCCCACCGACUUGAUUCGACAUCUUGAGGAUUCGUUUUCGAAGUCUGAAGCGAAGCUGAGCAACUUUCCGGAGCUUCUGCUGUCUGAGGCUGAUCGCUGCUCUGUCCUGUUACAGAGCUUGGGUGCAGAAGUACGUCAGUACGUGGUACUGCACGGGUCCAGCUCGAACUGGGAAGCUCUUCGAAGGACGCUGACUUACUACGAGGAGCAGCUGCGACUGUGUGAGGCCCCUGGGUCUUCGGGCCGAGCCUUGCAGGAGAAGCUUUGCGACUACUGCGGGAAGAAGGGACACACAGCCGACAAGUGUUGGCAGCGCCAAAAGGAAGAACGUGAACGCGGUGGUGCUCCGAAGGGCAAAGGGAAAGGAGACAAAGGAAAGCCGAAAGGCAAAGGCGACCAGACUCCCAAGGGAUCUGGCACACCCCGUGGUUCCGAGAAGGGCAAGGGCGACAAAGGAAAAGGCGACAAAGGAAAGGACAAAGGCAAGAAGCAGAAGAAGAAGAAGGGACAGCCUGGAAAGGGACGCUCCUUGACAGAGCCGGAGUCCGAGGCCGAGUCGGGAGGAAGCGCCACAGUGAUGGCGAUGAGGUUUUCCUGUCCUGGGCGUGGUUCUUCGGAGCCCUCUUCUUCGGAACGCCGUGUUCUGAGACAGCCUGAGAAGCCUGAGCCGUCCGCCCUUGUAGUUCCGAAGCCGGGUUCAGGACCCGAAGGGUCGCCUGGGUCUGAGAGUCGAGGUUCUGAGUCUAUGGGCUCCUUAGGAUCCCGUAUGUUGAAGUACGGCGACGUAGCUCAUGUCUGCAAGGCCCUCGAGACUACUCCUGGGGACCUGUGGCUAGUUGAUAGUGGAGCCACCUGCCACAUUGUUUCUGACAAACAUCUCUCAGGAUUUCGUGUUGUCAAGAAGUACGACCGAACGGCCAAUCUGUUCAACGCCUCGGGUGGUGCGAUCGUCGUAUCGGGGGUUGUCGACCUUGAGGUUCACUUUGGUGACGUUUUCCUGAGGUUGGAAGAGGUCUUGGUGGCGGAUGUUGGGUUCAACGUUGUUUCGCCUUGGACCGGGUCGGAACGGGGGUGGAAAACCUGUCUAGCCAAAUCGGGAUCACGAUUGUACAAAGGAAACGGAAAGAAGAGCAUCAAGCUGAUGGGCGCUUCGCGUGCCUGGUGGGCUCUGAGCGGGAGGUCCAAGGGCCGGGGGAAAGAGAAUUCUUCCAGACGCCCCCCGAAAGGGAUCGAGGACAUGGAGAUAGAUGCCUUGAAGGACAGCGACCUGCUAGGAUCGAGCAAGGAGUCCACCGCAGGACCCCAGAAGCCUGGAGAAGGAAUCCUGAAGAAAGGAAGAAAGACUUCGGAAGAAGACGAGUCUGGCCGCCACGCUUUGGCUGUUCCAGAUUCGCAGUAUUCUGAGAGCGAUGCUGAUGGUAGCAUUGCAGCUGGAAGCAACUGCGUGAGCCUAGGAAGCAACUGCGUGAGCCUAGGAAGUCUCCCUUUGGAGAUCAUAAUGGACGGUGCCAGCGGGGACGAGUUUACCCCGAGUGUUGCUUUGAGCAGCCCAGGCUCUCCUGGGAAUCCGCCUACUCCACCGGCUUUGGAGAGCCCCUCUUUCGAACUACCGGGGGUAGAGCCGCCGGGUGGGGGACCAUCGUCGCCGGUGGCGGUCUACCCGUCGCCAGUGGUGACGGAAGCAGCGGAGGAGAGCGAUGGGGAGGAGAGUUGGGGCACCCAGUGGCCGAAUCCUUCGAAGCGCCUGCGCGCUGGGGGUCCUUCAGAGGUCGAGGGGCCUGUUCCACCGCGGGUUGGAAUCCCGGCGAAUAUCUCGCCGGGCUCGCUGAGCCCUCCUUUUGGUGCGGUUCAGAUGGAUGUGGGAACCCAACUCCUCCUGAGGGCGUUGAGGCUGGAGGCUGGCCGCAGAUGGGAGCAUGCGGAAACGCUGGGCCUUGCAAAGGUCUCGGUCGACUCUACCGAGCCUAUUCCGUUGCUCUCGCACUUGGCGGGGAUUCCAGCGAACAUGGAAGAUGCCUACGAUGCCCCAUCCCUGGCGUUCUGUGCGCCAGGACACGCCUUGAGAGCACUUUGCUCUCCGGCGGCGACGAUGCUUGGUCCGAUAGGCCUGCCCGACCUAGAGCAUCCAGCUGCUUGGCUACCAGCCACUCCGGUGAUUCCUGUGACAGCGGCCUAUCCGGAGGAGCCAGUGAGGGCUUCGAGGCCGAAGAUGGUGGAAUCGGAAGCCCAAUGUAUCAUUGGGCAGCAGGAAUGGGAGGUUUGGUUGGGACGUUGCCUAGAGGGCAAGAGCCUGGCAGAGUACGGGCUUCAUAUGGUAGAUGUGGAGUUCGCUGUCAGGGUUACCGAACUUCUGGAGGCUCCACGGGCCGCUCGGGCAGCGUGGAAGCGAAGGUUUCAGGAACCCAACCCUGUGUCUAUGCUCCACUAUAUCUUCCAUUGUCGAGCCGUUUUGCAAACCUAUUUGGCUACGCCUGCUGGAUACAAGGGACUGGUGGGAGGACGUUCGAGUCUGCUCGUAAAGGUGCCCCAGUCGGUCACCUCGCUCGAGCUCAAAACGGCUUGGGCGUUCCUAGAUUCGGGCAUAUAUCUCCGUGUUGCCCGAUAUUACAGGCGAAAACGAGAGGAGGAGCGCCUCCACGAGGCCCGGGAAUCCAUGCGAGCGGCAAGGGCCAAAUCGGCAGCGAUUCCUCAGGGUGGUGUAGUGGACACCACCUCUUCGAGCUCCGACGAGGAGUCCUUGCUCCUUGGAGAAGGGGAACUUACUGCGCUGAACAGGGCCCAGGGCCAAGAAGAUUUAUCCGACCUCGCCAUAUGGCGCACAUUGGAAGAACUUACAGGCCAGAGGUUGUCCCAAUUGGAUGGCUAUGUUGGGGCGGCCGACGAGGGAAAUCAGCCCGCCGAGGCAGGACAGCCGGCGCCGCCGAGCCCGGCUUCCUCAAUGCCACCUGGAGAACUGGUGGCUACGGCAUUCAACCUCCCGAGGGUCUCGGCACCUACGCUUCCGGAGGGAAUGCAGAGGGAGGACUAUCGAAGGCACGGCGUGAACAUCCCGCCGUCGGUUCCAAAAAGAUCUCGGCUACCAACGCCUCCGAGGGCUAUGAGUGCGGCUGCGAGUGGUUCUGCCACCGGUGAGGCAAGCCCUCGAAGAGGGCCAGAGAUUGUUGGAGUGAAUGGUUUCACGCCAGGACUGGAUAUUGGUAUCAUCGUGAGGAAGCUGCAGAGAGAGAACCAGACCAUAGGUCUUGAUUUCUUCUAUUUCGGAAAACUGAGGGUACUCUUGAUGAUGCACCUCGGUUCUAAGUAUACUGUCUCUCUUCCUGCGAUGCACCUCGAUGACCCUGACCUGCUCCACAACAUCAACCGUGUGAUUCGCGAAAUGGGAUUAGUCGGUAAAGCGGUUACAUUUCGGAUGGACCAAGAAGCGGCUCUUGGAGCCCUUGCCGAGAAACUCACCAAGUGCGAUAGCAGCCCUGCCAGCGCAACUUUGAUUGACGUGGUUCCGGGCUACAGGCCCCAGUCGAAGGGAUCGAUUGAGCGGCAGGUUGAAACUAUGAAGCAGGGUUUCUGGUCUGUUUGGUUGGACCUGGAGAAAGAGGUUGCUAAGGUGAAGCAGGAAACGGAAGCCGUUGAGCUUGGGAAGUAUCGGUUACCUUUGGGAGGUUUGCUUUGGCAAGCCUGUGUUUUCUACGUUGCUAGGUGCUAUAACCUCUGGUGUACCAGCGUCGGGGAUUCGAGCACUAGCAUAGAUCGACUGCAUGAGGAGAUUGUGAACCGAACUCGGACGAGACCGUUCGGGUGUCUGGUUCAAGCUCAGGUCAGUAAGUCCAAGGCGCACCAUGAUAAGUUCAGGGGCGCCCGGACCGUGAAAGCGGUUUAUCUGGGACCGGUGCACGCCAAAGGUGGCGGCAUCUUUGCCGUCCCUGUCGGAAGCAGUGAAAUAGAUAUAUUCCCCGUCGCCAGAAUGAUUCAGGGAGGUGACAUCUACGAUGCCAAGACCCUGGAAGAGCUAUCUUUAGCUAAGCCUCUUCUGCAGGACACUGAGGACCCCGAGAGGCCCAUACUGUUUGAUCCGUUGGAGGCUCCUGGUGAUGAUGCUCCUGAUGAGGGGGCGGGUGUGGGAAUGGAUGAAGAUGGUGAUGAAGAGAUGAUCGAAGAUGAGCUUGGUGACUAUUCUCCUUCGGAAGCGCCUGAGAACCAGGAGGUUGUGAACGAUGAGGGGGAUAUGGAAAUAGACUGGCUCACGAAUCACUAUCUUGAGUCCCUGUUUCGAGGGCCUGACCUUCGAGCCGCCUCCACUGCAGUCGCAAAGUCGUUUGAUUUGAAGUUUGGGGGUACGAAGAUAAGGUGUGCUGUUCCCCAGGACGCUGUUUCUGAGACUUCGGGAGAGAAGCUAGAACCCGACCUCCUUUACGCAUCAAUGAAGCUUGAGUUGGAAGAGUUGGAGUCCUUUAAGGUUGGGGAAGUGAUCCCUGAGCGCGAAGCUCGCCGUCUUGCUAAGGAAAACGGCAGGCGAGUUUUGACUAGCAGGUGGGUCAACACGGUCAAGAAGAAGGGACUGUAUAGAUCUAGGCUAGUCGUGCGGGAUUAUGCCUCUAUGGGAGGCACCACCUUGAGUGAGGGAAUCUACUCUCCUACUACUUCAUUGGAGGGUCUGAGAUUGCUUCUAUCAAUGCUCUGCCGACGUGGCAGUGUGUUGUCCUGCGAUGUCUCGGUAGCGUUCAUGCAUGCUCCCGUAGCGAGGGCAGAAUUCGUAGAGUUGCCGAAUAAUGUGAGCACCCAGUGGACUGGGGAACGAGUUUUCGUCAAAUUGCGGAAAGCGAUGAACGGAUUGCGCUCUGCUCCAUUAUCUUGGUAUUGCGAGUUGGCUGAAUACUUGCGCUCUCAGAACUUCGAAGCAAGUUUGGAUCCCACUAUAUUCCGUCGUCUUACGAGGAAGGGUUUGACGAUUGUGUUGUUUUAUGUGGAUGACUUGCUGAUCUAUAGUGAAGAUGAAGCUGAGGGGCGCCGGUUCUACGAGGAGUUGCGUAAAAGAUACAAACUGAAACUUACGGGCGAGUUGAUUCAAGAUUGCCCCGGGGAAGUCUCGUUUCUCGGUCGGCGGAUCUUUCGCCGUAAGAAAGGGGAACGUACGGUGUAUUUCGGGCUAGACGAACAGUACCUGAGUUCCUGUUGCGAGGAGUACGGAAUCACCAAACCUGCACCAAAGCUCCCUUCCCUUGAACGCCGCUAUGCUGAGUUGCUGAAGAAAGGCCAGACUGAGCCGAUCAGUCCAGCUGCUCACGAAAGGUACAGAAGGACUCUGGGCCGUUUGGCCUGGGCGGCUUUAUCACGACCAGACCUGCAGUUUGUGUGUGGGUUUCUGGGCCGCCACCAAGCAGCUCCUGACGAGGCUGCCGAGACCUGUAUGAGGGAUGUCCUUCGUUGGGUCAAGGGUCUUCCGCACAAGGUCCAGAGGUUUCCGAGCAAAAGGGAGAUCUUGGAAGAUGAUGCGGACCCUGCCUCUGUAUCUUGUUUUACGGACGCGAGCUGGAGUCUGAAUUCGGUAAGCGGCGGAAUCAUCACGUGGGAGAACUGUUCCCUGAAAAGCUUCAGCAGGAAACAAACGACUACCGCACUCUCCAGUGCGGAAGCUGAACUCGCUGCACUCACAGAGGUUGCUCGUGAAGGGUUGUACAUUGCUUUGCUUGUGGAGACCAUCCGCGAGGGUAUGCCGAAAGACAAGGAAACCGGAAAGUGA